This is a messenger RNA of Plectropomus leopardus (leopard coralgrouper), 563 nucleotides long. Lineage: Eukaryota; Metazoa; Chordata; Actinopteri; Perciformes; Serranidae. The record is from RefSeq and is a predicted model, not a curated record.
CCGGAGGAGAAAAUGAAGUUUGACUCCAUCUUUGACAGUCUGGGUCCAGUAGGAGGGAUUCUAACAGGAGACAAGGUCAAGCCUGUCCUGCUCAACUCCAAACUGCCUGUGGACAUCCUCGGCAGGGUGUGGGAACUCAGUGACAUCGACAGAGAUGGCAUGUUGGACAAAGAUGAAUUUUCUGUGGCCAUGUAUCUGGUGUACAGAGCUCUGGAGGGCGAGCCUGUUCCCAUGUCCCUACCACCUCCCCUGGUUCCACCCUCCAAGAGGAAAAAACCCUCGGUGCCUCCCGUGAUGCCCCUGUUACCCUCGCCCCCCUCAGUCAAAGACAGUCGCUCCUCCCACGCUGGCUCUAAGACCAUGCCCCACCCCCCUAAACCCGCCCCAGCCCCUGCCCCAACACCAGCAGCUGCCCCUUGGGUGGUGUCGCCAGCAGACAAAGCGAAGUACGAUGAGCUAUUCAGCAAGACGGACGGUGACAUGGACGGCCUCGUGUCUGGACCUGAAGUCAGAGAUAUAUUCCUGAAGACCGGGCUGCCCUCUGCCACACUCGCACGGAUCUG